ACCUCACAGACUCUCUCCAUUUCUUUUGUUUCGUCUCUGCGCUUGUCUUCUCAGCUUCUGAAUUUGGAAAAUUCUUGUUGAAAUUUGAGACCAAAUGUCUGCGGAGGAACCUAAGACCGUCGCAGAAUCGGAGGCCCCGACGGAUCCUCCUCCGCCUGAACCAACCGAAGCUCCCAAGGAUGUGACCGAGGAGAAAGCCGUAAUUCCGCCAGCUCCUCCUCCUGAAGAGAAGCCUGAUGAAACCAAAGCACUCGCCAUCGUCGAAAAGGUUCCAGAACCCAUUGAAGAGAAAGGCUCUGAGGGUGGUUCUGUCAACAGAGACGCUGUGCUUGCACGAGUUGCAACAGAGAAGAGGCUAUCACUAAUCAGAGCAUGGGAAGAAAGUGAAAAGUGUAAAGCAGAGAACAAAGCUCAGAAAAAGCUAUCUGCCACUGAAGCAUGGGAGAACAGCCAAAAAGCAUCUGUGGAAGCUGAGCUGAAAAAGAUUGAGGAAAAUUUGGAGAGGAAGAAGGCAGAAUAUGUGGAGAAGAUGAAAAACAAGAUAGCGAUAAUCCACAAGGAAGCGGAAGAGAAAAGGGCAAUGAUUGAAGCCAGACGUGGGGAAGAUCUUCUCAAGGCAGAGGAGAUGGCUGCAAAAUACCGUGCUACUGGAAGUGCUCCAAAGAAGUUACUGGGAUGCUUCUGAUGCUCAAAUUCUCAGGUCUGAUUGAAUAUCUAUUUGUAUAUUUCCUUUUAUGUUUCUCUAUUGAUUUUUAGAUGUGUUGUGUGGUUAUUUGCUGGAAAUUUGUUGCUCAUUAUAAAUUUAUUAUGUCUGUGUGCAUAGUUGUGUAUUUGUGUGUAUAUACCUUGAGGGCAAAACUAACUUAAAUCAACUCUGUGUCUUCCAAGUUAUGAAGGUGAUUGAAACCUUGGUGUUGGCAAUUAUUAUUAUUAUU
Vitis riparia (riverbank grape) is the source of this 935-nucleotide messenger RNA. RefSeq names its product remorin-like. The record is from RefSeq and is a predicted model, not a curated record. NCBI's taxonomy places the organism in Eukaryota, Viridiplantae, Streptophyta, Magnoliopsida, Vitales, Vitaceae. The transcript has 5 exons. Bases 95 to 685 code for a protein of 196 amino acids.